UAUUCCCUUUUAUUUGUUUCUUAAUUUUAAAAGAGAAAAAAAGAUCCUUUUUACUUAGUAUUCCUUUUAAAAUAUUAUUUUUAAUAUUUUUAAAUUUUUGGUGAUUGCUAAAUUGCCCCGCCAUUACUUGUUCUUCGGUGUUCAAACCACGAUUUGCCCAAAUUGCCAUUUGAAUUUUACUUUCUCUUGUUAAGUGUAGCGUUUCUUGCGUUUUCAUUCCACCAUGUGUUGUUUUUGAGAGAACAGAGAAGAACAGAACUUUCUAGGGUUUUUUGAGAAUUGGGUUUCUGGGUAUUUUAAACUGGGAAAUUUUACGAGGGAAAAAGAUCUAAUUCUUUUAGUAAAAAAAGAAGUAAACUUUGUGUUAGUGGAAUUGAUAUUGAGUUGAUUUAUGUUAUUUUAUGGUUGGUUGUAGUGUGUAAGAAAAAGGCCAAUUUCUGUUUAGACAAAUGAAGCGAAAAAAGGGCAUAAGAAAGGAAACAAGGUGUGGUUUAUGAGAAAAUGGAAGACAGUGCUAAUUCCGAUGUGCCUUCGCAUAGUGAUACCGACAAGAGCAGUCCACAAAUAGGGUUUGAGAGACAAGGUGUGGUUUAUGAGAAAAUGGAAGACAGUGCUAAUUCGUCAGCCGAGAUGAAAAUGGGUGCUUCUAGUGGUGUGUCGAGGAAAGCUGGAAGUAUCAAGAUUAAGUCGUCUAGGAUGUUGGCUGGUUCAAAUGCUGAUAAGAGUGGCAAUGCCAUAGCCGCAGAACGUGAGGGUUCUUUCCAGAAAGAAGCAAAGAUGCAUCGUCUAGGUUCUCGGUAUAAUAAGCUAGAAUUAGAUUCUGCUCUAACGGUGAUCAAGAAAGUGAUGAAAAUGGAAGCAGCUGCUCCCUUCAAUGAGCCUGUCAACCCUGAAGCUCUAGGGAUACCUGACUAUUUUGAUAUCAUAGACACACCAAUGGAUUUUAGAACGAUAUGCAACAAUCUUGAAAAUGAGGACAAGCAUAUGGAUUCAGAGGACGUGUUUAAGGACGUACAAUACAUUUGGGAUAAUUGUUGCAAGUACAACAACAAAGGUAAUGCUAUCUUGGACCUAAUGAGGCGGGUGAAGAAGAACUUCAUGAAGUAUUGGACAGCAGCAGGAUUAUACACUGAACGGUCAAAAGGAGCAAAUGGUGCUGAUGGUGGUGAUGUCGACGAUGGUGCACUUUUCAGCCAGGGGAAAAUGCAUAUAAAAGGCAGUCAAUCAAAAAUGAAAAAGAAACAUGGGAGGAGACAUAAAAGUGAUUGUUUAUGUGCUAUUUGCGUCUUGAAGCGGCAUAAGAGAGAGUGUGAGGCAAAUGCUCGAAUGGCUAAUAAAGGUCAGAGUGGAGUCCAGGAUUUCCAGCAAGAGGAAUCUUCACCUGUUGGUAGUUUUUACGGUGAUGAUUUAUCACCAAAUAUGGAUGAAUCAGUGGACCCAUAUGCAGAUACCGAGGUGGAAGGUGAAGGAGAAAAGGUGAAAAGGGAGUUGUCUGAGCAUCAAUAUAGCCAUAUGGAGGGGAGGCAUGAGGAGGAGGAGGAAGAUGACGAAGAAAAUGAGAUGAAGCCUAUGAACAAAGAUGGUCAUCGAACAAAAGAGCAAUCACGGUUAAGAGGUAGCUUGUCAGAGCAGCCGAGUAGAAAAUCUCUGCCUGAAGCAAUGGAUAAGUCCGGUGUAGUAGCCCUAAACCAGAGAGGAUCUACUCCAUCACAAAAUGAGGAAAAAAGUAAAGAAGUUCAGCAGCAGAGAUACAAGGAGUCUCAAGAAAGGCAACAAAGAUCUAAAAUGUUGGAGAGCUUCCGCUUCGAGAAUCUCGUGCUCCUUAACUUAUGUGGAAUUCUCUUUCCUGGCCCUCAUUCGUUGGCUCAGAAUUGGGGUUCUCGAACUAGUUCAAUUCAUGCAGCUAUUGAGACUUUCAUGAAGUAGAUUAUGGUAUUUCUCGUGGUCCCUUUGUCAAGUUGUAUUUGACAUAACUUUGUAAACUGGCAUGGUAAACUAGGUGAUAUGCAUAUUACCACUGUAAAUUAUUAGAUGGAAAACACAAGAAUGCUCAGACACUA
This is a messenger RNA of Hibiscus syriacus, 2060 nucleotides long. Its product is annotated as bromodomain-containing factor 2-like. The transcript is spliced from 8 exons. Bases 502 to 1926 code for a protein of 474 amino acids. The record is from RefSeq and is a predicted model, not a curated record. Lineage: Eukaryota; Viridiplantae; Streptophyta; Magnoliopsida; Malvales; Malvaceae. Gene Ontology annotation, molecular function: protein binding.